CUCAACACAAAGGUCACCAUACCCCUUAUCCACAACAAAACAAACUCCUCCCAACCGCCACUUUGCAGAUAGCUACCGCCGAAAAUGUCUGAAUACUGGAAAUCCACGCCCAAGUACUACUGCAAACAUUGCAAAAUGUACGUAACAGACACCCCCCUCUCUCGGAAAAACCAUGAUGCCUCCUCCAAGCACCAAGGCAGUCUGAAGCGCUUCCUCCGUGAUCUCCACCGGAACAACGAACGCGAGAAAGCCGCUGCCGAAAGUGCCAAACGGGAGGUCGCGCGGCUGAACGCCCUCGCCGGCGGUCCAUCCACCUCUGUAUCGUCCUCAUCAUCUUCCGCCGUCUCGGGACCGCCACCACCUAGGCAGCCUGUAGGAGUCCUCACGGAUGCAGAGAGGAAGCGCCAAAUGAACGAGCUCGAAUCUUUAGGCGUUGCGUUACCGGAUGACUACCGUGCAGAAAUGGCGCUGAUGGGGGAGUGGAAGCCGACCGAGGCAGUGCCCGAUUUGCCCGAGAGGAAAAUGACAGAAAAGGAGAAGGUUCAGGAAGAGAUCCGGCAAGACAUGAAGCGGAAGUUUGAUGAGGAGGAGGCGGAACGGAAGUGGAAGGCGCUGGAUGAGGAUGAGAAGGCUAUCAAGAGCUUUAAGAUCGAGACUAAGUCGUACCCUGGGAUGGAGGAUGAAGGCGAAGGGGGUCUGGAGCAACUACUUAAAUUGGAGGGGGUAGGUAAGGCUAAGGGGGAGGUUCGGAGGAAGCAGGAGGUCAAGCAAGAAGGAGUG
Messenger RNA from Tuber aestivum (summer truffle), 780 nucleotides. Lineage: Eukaryota; Fungi; Ascomycota; Pezizomycetes; Pezizales; Tuberaceae. The record is from the annotation of a GenBank genome assembly.